UUAGAGGUAAAAUAGAUAGGAGGGCUCUUCCUGAGUUGAGCUGUUGACUGUGUGGAGUUUUAAUCUGCUCUCACCACUAAUGAACUAUGGACUAGACAUCCACUAAAGUUCUUUCCAUUUUGAAAGUUUUGAGACACAUUUUAAGAUGAGCGACCGAGACAGCAGCAUCUCUGCCUCUCAAACAGAGGGAGAAUUAGAGGAAGAGCUGGAUGAAGAGCUUGAAGGAGACACGGAGAUGGAAGAAGAAAAAAGUGAGAAUGAGAGAGCCAGUCCGUGCCCCAGUCUAUCCAACAUCUCCUCCACUCUGCGCGCUGUAAUACGCAUUAAACAGAAGUACCAAGCAAUGAAGAAGCGCCGUCAGGAGAUGGCCCUGGGGGGACAAUGUGCCCUCAUGGGCGCCCCAGGACGCACCAGCCCCAAAAUCUUCACCUUUGAUGGAUUCACGCCCACUGCGUUCUCCUCUCAGCCAUCUAAUGUCUCUCAGAGGAAGAAAAAGCGAAAAAGGAAAAGGGUGUUGUUUCCUGAAGGAGGGGGGCGGAGGGCUCCACCAAAGCAGGACCACAGCCGAGCCAAAUACUGCCUCUACCUGCUCUUUGCCAUCGUCUUUCUCCAGGUGUACAAUGCCAUAGAAAACCUGGAUGACCACGUUCUUAGAUAUGACCUGGAGGGCUUGGAGAAGACACUGAGGAGGGAGGUAUUUGGGCAGCAAGGAGCUGUGGAGAGUCUGCUGUCCCACCUGAAGGACUACCUGUCUACCUACGUCCACAACAAACCCCUGGUGGUCUCCCUACACGGCCCAACAGGGGUAGGUAAGAGCCACCUGGGACGCCUCCUGGCCGGGCAUUUCCGCUCCGUGGUGGGUGACACACUUGUGCUGCAGUACUACGUACUUCACCACUGCCCCCAGGAAGAGAAUGCCCCGCAAUGUGCCAAUCACCUCUCAGCUGUCAUCUCAGAGAUGGUAGAACGAGCCGAGGAGGAAGAGAAGAUCCCACUCUUCAUCUUCGAUGAGGCGGAGCAUAUGCACCAUGAGAUCCUGGACACACUGUUGCAGCUUGUGUCCUCCAAACAGUCCAAUGAAUACCUGAAUGCCAUUUACCUGUUUCUGAGCAACCUGGGUCAUGCACACAUCACCAAACACAUGCUGCACAACUCCUCGAGUAUUUCCAUGGCGAUGACAGCAUCAGGUCGUCAUAGUAAUCUCAUAAAAGAGCUGACUCCUAUUUUACGCAGCAGGCUGGAGAAGCUUCAUCCACUUUGGACAGAGGCUGACAUUGUACCUCUGGGUCUACUGGAGAAAGGUCAUGUGAUGGAGUGCUUCCUGGAUGAAAUCACUCGAGAGGGAUUCUACCCGGAUCACGCUAACAUAGAGCGGCUCACGGGGGAGAUUGAAUAUUACCCUGCAGUAGGGGGGCACGAAUAUUCCCAGACAGGAUGCAAACAAGUGGUGGCUAAAGUCAACCUGCUGUGAAAUGCUCUGCAGGAAAUGUUCAUAUUCUUCAUGAAGAAAGAGUGUGUGAGAAGAAGGUGACUGUCCGUGGUUAUGAAACUUGAAUGACACAACCCAAAGUCAAAGCUUUCAAAAAUGGUUUUGUAAGAAUGUAAUAAAAAAAGAAAUUAAGUUGUUUGUUCACAGACAAUAAGGCGUGAGGACGCUCAACUCUGUUGAGAAAAGAGGAAUAAACAGUGCCUAAGGGUUGGUUCACCCAGUGUACAUUAAAAAAAAAGAUGCUCCAAGUUAACUCUUUUAGUGUCUCUUCAUGCUGUUGAUUUGUAUUGGGUGAGUCCAGAAAUAAACCCAACCAAAUACCUCUGAAUAACUGCAUAGAAAAAAAAAUCUAAACAUUAUGUACAUAUUAGUACAGUACAGACAUUCCUAGUCCACAGAGGAUGUUUCAGUAACUCACCUGACAUUUCACCUAGCACUACCAGUAAGUAAAAUGUGACUACUGUCUAAUGAAACCAAUCCAAAUGUACUUAACAGACUGGCCGGAUGAUGAAUCACACUGCUAACAGUUUCUGCUCUGACUGAUUGCCAUAACAUUUGGAGCAGACAUUAAAGAACCUUGAAGGAUAAAUCCCACUGACUUUGGUCUUCCCUUCACUGUUCUUCUAGUGCCACCAUGAGGUUAAUGAGUGUACUUUUGAGUGAACUGGACAAAUGUUGGAUCGACUGUUUGGGACUCUGCAAAACAUGCUGCCGUGCUAAGCUAAGACGUUAAACAUGCUGAACAUGCAUUCGUUUUAAGCUUUAAAUACCAUUUGAGGUAACUGAGAAUAUCUGGGGGAUUUUUGUUGUUUUUGUGAUUUGGGACAUUAUAAAGUCAGUUCAAUCAGACAUGAAUGCUGAUGAGGAAAAACAGGUUAUUAGUGGUCUUUUGUGAUAAGAUAAUAUGAAUUGUGUAAGAUUCAUAUUUGCCUAUUUCUGGAGGGGAAGUUUAGAUAUUAAUACUGCAUAAGAUGCUGUCACUUCAGGAUGUUCAGAGGAAGUCCUUUUUUGGCAGAUGUUGCAAUUUGAUUUUCUUUUUUUAAAAUGCUCGUGCAAGUCAGCAGAACAAAGCAGCAGCACAUGGUAGCCUUCCCUGUGGGCAAUUAAUGUCUUCCAUUGUGAAUUUGGUCCCUGGUAAGUUUAUCUAUUGUAGAAAAUACAAAACCGAAAAGAAACAAAGCCAGCACAGACUUGCACUAACAUGUUAAAGUGGACCUACGAUGCUACACACAGUCAUAAUGGUGGAUGGUCAUACUAAACGUGGUUUUAAAUACUGUUGUCAAUAUAGUGCUCUAAAGGCUCUGCUUUUUCCUGCUCUUGGGUCUGUUUGAUGUUAAUUAGAGUUGGUAAGAGUUCCUUUUAAGGAAGAGCUAAAACAUGCUGUUUCAGACUGGAUGAACUGAGGGGGCUCCACCAAAACCCAGUAUAAAUAAGGAUUAUUUUUGAACUGUGAAUCAUGCAACGCUACUCUAUUAAAGUACAAGAACAAAAGUAUCAAGCUGAAAAUGACCACAACAGGUCACCUUUAUUGUUCGGGUAUCUUUCAGUCUAAAUAAUACCUUCAAAUUAAACUCCAACUUUAAGGUAACAGUUUCCUACCAUAAGGCAAAACCCUGUAAUUAUUACAGUUGAUUUAUUUUUUAGCAUGCACUGUCACAGUUAGGGUACAUAUAUAUAAGGGCUGUUAGAAUCUU
Molecule: messenger RNA, 3183 nt
Organism: Archocentrus centrarchus (flier cichlid)
Lineage: Eukaryota; Metazoa; Chordata; Actinopteri; Cichliformes; Cichlidae
Gene: tor4aa
Product: torsin family 4, member Aa
Exons: 3
Coding region: 146-1471 (441 amino acids)
Cellular component (GO): endoplasmic reticulum lumen; nuclear envelope
Molecular function (GO): ATP hydrolysis activity; ATP binding
Source: RefSeq, a predicted model, not a curated record